Messenger RNA from Pseudo-nitzschia multistriata, 2872 nucleotides. NCBI's taxonomy places the organism in Eukaryota, Bacillariophyta, Bacillariophyceae, Bacillariales, Bacillariaceae. The record is from the annotation of a GenBank genome assembly.
AAAUGCACGAUUGAAUGAAGAUUUUCGCUUGACAGACCGUCGAAGAACGUUUUCGAAGUGAAGGAGCGAACAAAAGAAAAAAAUGAACAAUCAACAAAAAAUUGGUGUCGUGUAAGUUCACUCGUCCCUCACUCAACGAUCGAAGACACUUCCUCCGCAAAACUUACGUGACUCGUGAUUUUUAUUCUUUUUUGUCGUCAAAAGAAGAAAUCUUUUUCCAUYACGUACUUCACACAUUUUCCAGUUGCGGAAGUAUUCAUUGAUCAACUGCAAUAUCUAACAGCCAUACCUUUUCAGAACAGCAAACCCAAUCAUGAAGUUUCUCGGUAAGUAGAGMUAUCGUGUGGAAUCUAUUUCCUGUUUUCGUUGCCGAAAACGUGACAACAUCACAGCAUGCGUUGAGACUUAAAUUUUGAUGUCAGCCGAUGAUAGAAGCAACUGUGCGACUGUCCUUGGUCAGACAAAGCAGCAUUUCGAAUGAAAGGGUUCAUCAUCCCAUCUCUCACCUUUCGUUUUACUCUGGUUUGACCCAACGGCGAUCUCGAUCUGAUGAUUGUUGUGUCCAUCUAAUACCCGAUAAUGGCGAAAUUGUCAUCUCGGCGCGCCUUUUCACGUCUAGGUUGUGUCGGUAUCCUAUCGUCGUUGAUGGCCUCCUCGGUAGUCACGGCGAAAGUAACUCGCAUCGCUCUACACAAACGCUCCAAUGAGGAUAUGGUUGCUGCCCACUUGAAGCGAGAGCGUGAUGGGCUCUACGAAGCCUUGCACCUGGGCAAAACCGACGCUACCACCAACAGUCGCAACCUUCGAGCUGGUGAAGGAUCUGUCGCUCUGAAAGAUAGUGAAUCGGUAGUCAUUAAGGACUAUGCCAAUGCCCAAUACUUUGGGGUNCAUGUUAGAGUUCGAGAUAAAUGCACGAUUGAAUGAAGAUUUUCGCUUGACAGACCGUCGAAGAACGUUUUCGAAGUGAAGGAGCGAACAAAAGAAAAAAAUGAACAAUCAACAAAAAAUUGGUGUCGUGUAAGUUCACUCGUCCCUCACUCAACGAUCGAAGACACUUCCUCCGCAAAACUUACGUGACUCGUGAUUUUUAUUCUUUUUUGUCGUCAAAAGAAGAAAUCUUUUUCCAUYACGUACUUCACACAUUUUCCAGUUGCGGAAGUAUUCAUUGAUCAACUGCAAUAUCUAACAGCCAUACCUUUUCAGAACAGCAAACCCAAUCAUGAAGUUUCUCGGUAAGUAGAGMUAUCGUGUGGAAUCUAUUUCCUGUUUUCGUUGCCGAAAACGUGACAACAUCACAGCAUGCGUUGAGACUUAAAUUUUGAUGUCAGCCGAUGAUAGAAGCAACUGUGCGACUGUCCUUGGUCAGACAAAGCAGCAUUUCGAAUGAAAGGGUUCAUCAUCCCAUCUCUCACCUUUCKUUUUACUCUGGUUUGACCCAACGGYGAUCYCGAUCUGAUGAUUGUUGUGUCCAUCUAAUACCCGAUAAUGGCGAAAUUGUCAUCUCGGCGCGCCUUUUCACGUCUAGGUUGUGUCGGUAUCCUAUCGUCGUUGAUGGCCUCCUCGGUAGUCACGGCGAAAGUAACUCGCAUCGCUCUACACAAACGCUCCAAUGAGGAUAUGGUUGCUGCCCACUUGAAGCGAGAGCGUGAUGGGCUCUACGAAGCCUUGCACCUGGGCAAAACCGACGCUACCACCAACAGUCGCAACCUUCGAGCUGGUGAAGGAUCUGUCGCUCUGAAAGAUAGUGAAUCGGUAGUCAUUAAGGACUAUGCCAAUGCCCAAUACUUUGGGGUKGUUGAAAUCGGUACCCCGCCCCAAUCCUUUGAGGUGAUUUUCGACACGGGAUCUUCCAACCUGUGGGUGCCAAAGGUUGGAUGCACUCACUGCGGACUUCCCUUUAUCUCGCACAAGAGCAAGUAUGACGAUUCCAAGAGUUCAACAUACGAAGCGGAUGGAGAAGACUUCGAGAUCAUGUAUGGAAGYGGAAGUGUGAAGGGUUUYUUUUCGAAAGACCAGGUCACCCUUGCGCAAGAUAUAACCAUUGACGAGKUGGAAUUUGCCGAAAUUACCGACGCGGGUGGUCUCGGUAUGGCUUACAGUGUUGGGAAAUUCGAUGGUAUCCUUGGAUUAGGUUUCACGUCCAUUAGUGUUGGAGGUGUCCCGACCGUUUUCGAGGAAGCCAUCAAGCAAAACAAGGUCGAUCAACCCAUUUUUGCAUUUUACUUGGGAGACAACAGAGACGGCGAAUUGACCUUUGGUGGAUAYGAUUCAUCAAAGUUCGAAGGUGAYCUCGAGUACGUGAAGUUGGAAUCCGCAACUUACUGGGAAAUUACGCUUGAUGCUAUUGCAGCRGGAGACUACAAGACUGAUGAAAGYACUACCGCGAUUGUCGAUUCUGGAACCUCGUUGAUCACCGGGCCAAAGGCUGAGGUGGCCAAGUUGGCGCAAUCUAUGGGCGCAACUGCAAAUUUCAUGGGAGAAUACACCAUYGAUUGCGCCAAGGUUCCCGAUUUGCCAGACGUUGUCUGGACCAUUGGAGGAAAGGAAUACACAAUCCCUGGACCAGCUACCGUGAUUCAGGCACAAAGCACGUGUUUGUUCGCAUUCAUGCCUUUGGACAUUCCUACCGGCCCCAAAUGGAUUUUGGGCGAUGUCUUUAUGCGACAGUACUACACAGUCUUCAACUACCUUGACCAGACGGUUGGUUUUGCGAAGGCAAAGUAAACAARCUGUUUGCAGUUUCCACGYGAAGUAUUAUUGAAUAUCAUUAUGAUUUCGGAACAGCGCGMAACAGAACAACCGGAAAACGUUGAUACCCCGAGCUCAGUCUGAAUGGAUUACUAUUUAUAUUCAAUAAGCAUGAAUUAUAGUG